AUCCUUGAAAUAUAUAUACGUAUUUAAUAUUCAUACAACGUCCCCUUUUUCUUGCUUCUUCCAUGAUAACUUCUCGACCAUUCUAAAUUAAACUUACCCUUUUUUUGUUCUCUUCUUCAAACCAACCAUCCACUCUCUCUCUCUCCUUUCUUAAAACAAGGGCUGCUACCAAAUCUUUGUUCUCGUUUGUCAUCUUCUCAUACCUUUAACAAACUUCAGGGAUAUUUUUAUUGCAGUUUGGGUUUGAGAAGAGAGCUUUCUGGAGGACAUGAAUUUCUCACUUGGGUUUAUAACAACCGCUGAGAUUCCUAGCAAAGAGUUUGGUUGGAUCCUUUCUGUUCUUGCUAGCAUUCUGAUCUGCAUAAUUGUUUAUGAAGUGACAGGAGUGGUUAGCUCUAUACUGUAUAAGGGAUAUGCUAAACUUGACAGUGCACAUAAACUUGAAUGGAACAACAGGGGUAUCUCUACUUUCCAUGCCUUAUUUGUGGCCGUUGCUUCCGUUUAUAUCUUGAUUGUAUCAGAUCUUUUCAAAGAAGGUUCAAAGAAUGAUCUGAUCACAUAUAGGAGAUCUAUUUUGUCUGAUACGGCACUAGGGAUAUCACUUGGUUAUUUUGUGUCAGACUUGGCAAUGAUUCUUUGGAAAUUUCCAGCUUUAGGUGGUAUGGAGUAUGUUUUGCAUCACGGGCUCUCCAUGUUUUCGAUCAUUCAGUCCCUUGUAAUUGGCCAAGCACAAUUUUACGUACUAAUGGUUCUCUUUACUGAGACCACAACUCCGUUUGUGAACUUAAGAUGGUAUCUGGACAUUGCUGGUCAGAAGAAGUCUAAAAUGUAUACCUGCAAUGGUAUUGCAUUGUUCCUAGGGUGGCUGGCUGCAAGGAUUCUUUGGUUUGUCUUCUUCUUCCACCACUUGUUUAGCCAUUUUGAUCAGGUUCAAAAGAUGCAUCCCUUGUGCUUCUACAGCAUCCUUAUCAUACCUCCCGUGUUGACAGUGAUGAAUGUGUUUUGGUUUUGGAAAAUUACCAAAGGAAUCAUAAAGACUCUUACUAAGGCAAAACACAGUGCGUAGACUGUAGUCGUUCUUUUUCCUUUGUGAAUGAUGACUGUUCCUUGUAGCUUAAAUUAGCACUGUACAUUUCGCACAUAUGAUCUGUAUAUACUGUAAUCAGCUAUUCUAGAUAUCAAAAAAAUGUUUAUCA
Molecule: messenger RNA, 1196 nt
Organism: Daucus carota subsp. sativus
Lineage: Eukaryota; Viridiplantae; Streptophyta; Magnoliopsida; Apiales; Apiaceae
Exons: 9
Coding region: 269-1066 (265 amino acids)
Biological process (GO): lipid homeostasis
Cellular component (GO): endoplasmic reticulum; membrane
Source: RefSeq, a predicted model, not a curated record